Molecule: messenger RNA, 1443 nt
Organism: Cuscuta epithymum
Lineage: Eukaryota; Viridiplantae; Streptophyta; Magnoliopsida; Solanales; Convolvulaceae
Source: the annotation of a GenBank genome assembly
AAACGCCUCUAAAAUAUUCCGGAAUUAUAUUUAUAUUUAAAAAACUAAUGAGCCGUGCGACGCUUCUUACUCAAAAGCGCCUCCAAUUCGUUUACGUUUUUUUUUAAAUAUAUGAACCUCACGUGCGGCGCUUCUAGACAAAAAGGGCCUCCAAAUCAAUCCAGCUAACAGCGGCCGAGAUCUGCCCAUCGCCCACAACGCUAUUGCGCACGAUUGAGAAUCUACUAGCUAGCCGCGGCCGUCGCCCACAACCGAUGAUUGAGAAUCGACUGAACCAGCUAGCCGCGGCCGUCUCCCACAACCGAUGAUUGAGAAUCGACUGAAUCAGCUAGCCGCGGCCGUCCCCACAACCGAUUGAACUGCUAUCGGUGCGCUCUGAACCAGCUAGCGCGAUUGAACUGCUGUCUGCGUCGCUGCUGUCGGUGCUCUCUGUUGCCGUCGUCGUCUGCUCCCGCUAGUUGUGAACUUCUCCAGCUCGCCGUCAAGUACUUCUGCCGCUUGCCUCUUCUACAUAGAUGAUGUAGGUUCAUAUGUGCAGUGGCCAUCUCAUUUAGUUUUUUUUUUUAGGGAGAGGAAGCACCUUCUAAGUCAAAAAAAAGGAAUGAGGCUAAGCAAAAAGUACCCUUUAUCUUGAGAGAUUCACCGAAAGUAACGGUUGAACCCAGCUCACAUUCAUUAGUCAGUGAAACUGUUCUUCAUUCACUUAGCGGUGAUCUUUUAAGAUUGCAUGAUAAUCUUGAGUGGUAUGAGCCCGAUCUUUGUAAGUUUAGUGUUCCUCUUCCUGCGGAGUUGUUCUGUUAUAUUGAUGAUAGCCAAUUUGGGAUCGUUGGUGACCGUCAAGACUUGAGUCAAUUUCUUGAGAGUGAUUCUAUUGAUAUGUCAAUUAUUCAGACCUUUAUGCUUAUUAUGAAUUGCAUAAAAAAGGCACACGGACUUAUUUGAAGCAUGCUCUGGUUCAAAUGUUUGAAAAGAAUCUCAUUCUCUUGGCAUAUAAUGAAGGGUAUCAUUGGAUUUUAUUUGUAAUUUGUCCAAAGGUUGAUAAGGGCUAUAUAUUCAAUUCAUUGCCAAGUUCAUCCAAUUUUGUUAUUCAAGAUGAUCUUACGAUGAUGUAUAGAGUUGCUUCUACUCAAAAAGGUCGUGGCAAAUCAAUCAAAUGGCAUAAUGUCAAGGUUUGGAAUUCAAGAAGUGAACCAUAUACUACGGAGGAGUUUAAUGAUAUCAGAAAUGCGUGGGCUAGGUUUUUCGUAGACGAAGUUAUGAAUAUGUAGUGGAAUUUUUAACAUGAAUCAAACUUGAAUGUAAUUUAUUUCUACUGUGAUACAAAUUUGAACUACUUUUCUAGUUUAGUUUGUGUGAAACGAUUCUAUAUGUAUCAUGUUAUCCAGGAUUUAUGAAUGAAUGUGUAGUUUUGGCUGGUGAUUGAUAUGUAAUUAUGUAAAUAAA